AUGACGAAAAUGAGUGACAGCGACGAGGGAUUGGGACGACUGGUCCGCGCCGUCAACUUCGCGGCCAUCGCUCAUAGGGAUCAGCUCCGCAAAGACGGACGAACACCGUAUAUAAACCACCCGAUUGGUGUGAUGAACACCUUGGUGCAAUUGGCACAAUGUCUAAACGUGGACACCCUCUGCGCCGCUGUCCUUCACGACACGGUUGAGGACACGAACACAACCAUCGAUGACAUUGAGCGCCACUUCGGCCCUAAUGUCAGGUCUAUUGUGGCCGAAGUGACGGACGACAAGAGUUUGCCGAAAGAGCGCCGCAAAGAGCUUCAAGUGAUCCAUAGCCCACACAUCAGUCCUUCCGCUAAAUUAGUGAAACUUUCGGACAAAUUAUAUAAUUUGAAUGAUUUGUUGGUCAAAACGCCCGUCGGUUGGACUGAAGACAGGGUUCAGGAGUACUUUGAAUGGUCGGCGCGAGUCAUCGAUGGUCUCAUUGGCACCAAUCAGGCACUCGAGAGUGAAUUGAAACGAGUGCUGGCCCUCAAGAAUGUCACUCUAAGACAAUAA
Medioppia subpectinata is the source of this 561-nucleotide messenger RNA. NCBI's taxonomy places the organism in Eukaryota, Metazoa, Arthropoda, Arachnida, Sarcoptiformes, Oppiidae. The record is from the annotation of a GenBank genome assembly.